AUGCACCCGACCAUCGAGACGAUCGACAAUGUAGAAGAUUCGGCUCAGACCGGCUUACCUUCAACCGAGCCGAUGAUCUCCAGCUUGAAGGAAGACCGAAGAGAUGAACAAGAAGAUUCAGACCGGUCGAUGGAGAUCGGCUGUUCGUCUGCCGACUCGCUCUCCCUCUUCAGGUCCUUCUCCAUGCCCAUCCAUAUCUCCUCGACCACUGGCUCUGACCAGGAAGAGUCACUCGACCAGGCCCAGGAGGACGUCAAUCAGGACGAGGAAGAUGAGGACUUUGACGAGCUCCUGACCACUCCCACCUCCCAACUCCAAUUACACGACCCAUCCAGUUACCCUUCUUAUCAAUCGAGUGGCCAAAGGCUAUUAUCAUGUUCACUUCCGCCAUCGCUCAGCAGUCAAAAGAGCAAUGGAUUAGAUAUCCAUCAAGAGUAUCCAUUGAACGAGUUACUUCAACUCACUCAGCCGAUGAGAGAAGGCGUGAUUUCUCGGGAAAGACUCUUGCCCUCAUCCAGGAUGAAGCAAGUUGGGAUAGGCGGACGAGGCCGUCGAGACUUCUCGAACCAACGAAACCCAGGUUGUUCCUCACCAUUUGCGAACCAUCUCUCGAGCGCAGGGGCCGAAUGGUCCUCUACUUCGCCCACUAAACCCGACCAAGCCAGCUGGUCUCCCGCCUCAUCUUGCUCGCCUUUACCCUCCUCUACCUUCAACCAUCUUAGCUCCAGCCUCGGUGGUAGUUCUGCUAACAGUCAGCCAAUCCUCGUCACCCCUCAGUUCGCUAGUCCUACCCCGCUCGUCAGACCUAGACCUAUUGCCGCUUGGCAGAAACCUCAUGGUUCUUGGUCUUUUGGUUCUUCAUGA
Messenger RNA from Puccinia graminis f. sp. tritici CRL 75-36-700-3, 864 nucleotides. RefSeq lists its product as uncharacterized. The record is from RefSeq and is a predicted model, not a curated record. The transcript has 2 exons. Bases 1 to 864 code for a protein of 287 amino acids. Lineage: Eukaryota; Fungi; Basidiomycota; Pucciniomycetes; Pucciniales; Pucciniaceae.